CACAAUUCUUCCCUCAUAUUCAGCCAGCGCCGUUAAUCGUCUCUCUUCUAUUCGACAAAAUAAUUCGUCUCUCAACAAAACCCAGAUCCCCAGCAUUAACCAAAUACACUACGGCACAACUCUCAAUUUCCUUUCAACAAAUCAAUCACCAUGUCAGGUCCAAAUCUACACAACGCUCUGCUCCGCCCACCCAUUAUCCAGAUUCUUCGCGCAGCCGGCUUUCACGCAACCCGUCCCUCAGUCAUAGACACCCUCGCUGACCUCACAGCCCGCUACGUGAUGAUCCUCGCCUCAUCUGCAACCACGCACGCCGCGAAUGCCCACCCAAACAACCCGGUCCCGACCCUGGAAGACAUUUACCAAGCUCUACAAGACGCAGGCGCGUUGCGACCGCAACUCCGCGAGUGGGAGGAAGACUGGCACGGCGACGAAGACAUGCGAGGACUGGAAGGGUUUCUGGGAUGGUUCACGGGCCCGGCGAAUCGCGAAAUUCGACGCAUCGCGGGAUUUCUACCGAGCGAGGGUGACGUUGUGGAUACGGAUUUUCUAGAGAAAGAGGAUUAUCUUACGGUGUUGAAGAAGAAGCAUAGUAAGACGGGGGAGGAGUCGAGAUAUGCGGGAACUAUCCUAGGAAAGAAUGCCGAGGAACAUCCGAUUGUGAUUGAGGGCGGUGCGCCGAGUAUCCAGGAAUGGGGUACGCAGGUGCGGUCGCGGGCGCCGUACUUUGCGGAGAGUGAUUCGUCUGGGGUCAGUAGUGCGCCGAGCAAUUUGUCGGACGGGGAGGGGAUGGAUGUGUGAAGGAGGAGUCGGGAGGACGUUUUUUUUUCUCCUUUUCGAGGAUUAACGUCUGGGAACAACGGAAGCUACACGGUGGAGGACCAGUUUAUUGGAGACUCUGGAGUCUCCUUCGCUCCUAUACAUACACUCACGCUGCUGUCUGGGUAACGGACAACAAGGACAAAAAGAUCAGCUGGGCAACACGGCUGUCCUUGACCAAGGGAACGAUUGGCUGCCGGCUUGCUCGACUAGGUAUUCUUACAGCCCGUACUGAUGGCCAAACAUAUUUACGCACCCGGCCAAUCUUCGCGACACUAGGGAUGGGCGCGUCGAGGCCUCAAAGGACAGGAGUGGUCCGACGUGUCGACGUAUAUAUCCUGCACUAGGUGCAAUGCAAACAAGGAUAUGAGGCCGGGGCUGAUAGCAGAGUAAUAAACGGGCUAUAUGAAGGGAUAUGCCACUCAAUUCGCCAUGCAUCUAUAGCUAUAAGAUCAAUGGGCGAGUACAAGACAGAGAAGAGCUACUCAAAAGCGAUAAUAAUAAAAUAAUCACCAAG
This is a messenger RNA of Aspergillus caelatus, 1333 nucleotides long. Its product is annotated as Bromodomain associated domain protein. The record is from RefSeq and is a predicted model, not a curated record. Lineage: Eukaryota; Fungi; Ascomycota; Eurotiomycetes; Eurotiales; Aspergillaceae. The transcript has a single exon. Gene Ontology annotation, molecular function: protein heterodimerization activity. The coding region runs from base 151 to 798 and encodes 215 amino acids.